CCUUUCUGUUCCUUUCAGCAAAGUGAAUUGAAUUCCUUCUUGUGGACCAUAAAGCGAGAUCCGCCGUCUUACUUCUUUGGCACGAUCCACGUUCCAUACACUCGGGUUUGGGACUUCAUCCCGGACAACUCCAAGGAGGCUUUUCAGCAGAGCAGCAUUGUGUACUUCGAGCUGGACCUCACCAACCCCUACACUAUCACAGCCCUCGCCCGCUGUCAGAUGCUGCCACAGGGAGAGAACCUGCAAGACGUGCUCCCCAGGGACAUCUACUGUCGCCUUAAGCGCCACCUAGAGUAUGUCAAGCUCAUGAUGCCCUCGUGGAUGACCCCAGACCAGCGUGGCAAAGGUCUCUAUGCCGACUACCUCUUCAAUGCCAUUGCAGGGAACUGGGAGCGCAAGAGGCCCAUCUGGAUCAUGCUCAUGGUCAACUCCCUGACGGAAGUGGUCAUUAAGUCCCGUGGGGUGCCUGUCUUAGACCUGUACCUUGCACAGGAGGCCGAGCGGCUGAGGAAGCAGACUGGGGCCAUGGAAAAGGUGGAAGAGCAGUGCCAUCCACUGAAUGGGCUGAACUUUUCACAGGUAAGACCCUCUUUGCCUGAAGGACUUGGCCUUGGAUUGUGUGUGAAUCCACUGAAUUAUAAUCUAGGAGAUGGACCAUAAGCAUAGUUUAAUCCA
Molecule: messenger RNA, 675 nt
Organism: Ailuropoda melanoleuca (giant panda)
Lineage: Eukaryota; Metazoa; Chordata; Mammalia; Carnivora; Ursidae
Product: metalloprotease TIKI1-like
Exons: 1
Biological process (GO): negative regulation of Wnt signaling pathway
Cellular component (GO): membrane
Molecular function (GO): metalloendopeptidase activity
Source: RefSeq, a predicted model, not a curated record